This is a messenger RNA of Bradysia coprophila, 3267 nucleotides long. RefSeq lists its product as uncharacterized. The record is from RefSeq and is a predicted model, not a curated record. Lineage: Eukaryota; Metazoa; Arthropoda; Insecta; Diptera; Sciaridae. Gene Ontology annotation, molecular function: NAD+ poly-ADP-ribosyltransferase activity. Gene Ontology annotation, biological process: Notch signaling pathway; protein ubiquitination.
UUAAUAGUUUAUUUUUUUGUUGCUUUGUUUGGUUUAUCGAUACAUUUUAUUUUUUGUUUUGAUUCAAUGUAAUCUCAUGCUUCUGCAUUAGCACAUAGAACUAUAGCAAUAAUAAAAAUAAUUUUUGGCUGUGUACCACUUACAAUUCAAAACCCCCAAAACCACUGGAACUGUCACUCAAACUCUAAGUACAAGUAUGUCUUCAACUUCAGAAGACAACCAAAACAAGGAAACGCCUAACUUAGCCACAGGCACUUCUACUGCACACAUUGCUACAGCUGCAAGCUCCUCCUCAACAGCUUAUCCACUCACUUCUACAACUGCUUACCAAAGCAAUGUCCCGGAGGUUACAGGCACUUCAACUACAGACAUUUCUACAGUGGCAAGCUCCACUUCAUCUGCUUUUCCACGCAUUCCUAGAACUGCUAAUCAAAACAGUGAUGUGACGGCUACAGGCACUUCAUCUGCAGACAUUUCUACAGUGGCAAGCUCCUCUUCAUCUGCUUUUGCACGGAUUCCUAGAACUGCUAAUCAAAACAGUGAUGUGAGGGUUACGGGCCCUUCAACUGCAGACAUUUCUACAGCUACAAGCUCCUCCUCAUCAGCUUAUGCACUCACUUCUACAACUGCUUACCAAAGCAAUGAUGCGGCGGCUACAGGCACUUCAACUGCAGACAUUUCCUCAGCUGCAAGCUCCUCUUCAUCAUCUCUUCAUCAGCUCAUCAUAGCAUAUCAACAAAAUUAUGCUAGCUUAAGUCAGUCUUUAUUUACAGCUGGCAUGCCACAAACUGUGAAUUUUCCAUUGCAAAAGCGCCAAAAAGUCGAUCGUAUGAAAAUACAUUUACCAUUGCCCGCAAAGAAUUCAGUCAGUGCCACUAUACCAUUUCCUCCCAACUGGCACGAGCAUAUGCAUUAUGUAUCUCAAUCAUUAGCUCCAUACCAACUUUAUCCGAUUAAUUCGAUGACCGAUGAAUUUCAAAAAUUGGCUGAACUGUUGCAUCCACUUCAUAUCAAUAGUAUUGAUCAAAUCGUUAAUCCUAAAGUUUGGAAUCGCUUCGUAAAUGGAAGAAAGGAAAUGCUCAAGGCAAAGUGCAAUGAUCCGAUGCUACUGAGACAACUCGGUCUAACCGACGCAGAAAUUGCGAAAAAGAAACAGUCACUGAAUUUCUUUCGCCACAAGGCUUUGGAUGCUGCACCAUAUAACGACAAUUUUGUUCUUCUUUUCCAUUGUACAAGAAAUCCGGAAAACAUUGAAUUUAUCCAACGUGACGGUUUCGACGAAAGAAUGAGCCGAGGUGGAAUGCUGGGCAAAGGGAUUUACUUUUCUGACAAUUUCAAGAGAUCAAUUCGUUAUGACGGGUGUGGUGGUGUUCUCUUCAUCUGUGGAGUGUUACUCGGAGAUUGUGUAUCGAACCCGGAAAUUGUCACUACAUCGUUAAUGAAAGAACCGGAAAAAUUGCAAGCCGAACGACGGUAUAUCGACGACAAUUAUUUCGAUUCAGUGAAUGGAAUAUUAAUGACGGGGUCAGUACAAGCCACGGACCAAUAUACAGUCUACAACAGAUAUCAAUGCUGUCCGAUGUACAAGGUGAAUUAUCGCCCGAAGAUAACAGCUGAUGCUACUGUAAUUAGACCACCGUUCGUUUGGCCAGCCGAAAAUGAGCCCUAUCCAUUAUCAGAUAACUCAUCGUGGGCGUUUCAUGCCAAAACAAUUUUUGACGCAAUGAAUGGAUGUGGGCAAAUUCCGCCAAUUUGGCUUUCCAUUCCAGUCGCUCAAGAGUCGCUCGAUGAGAAGUUGGAAAUCAUAAAAAACCUUGGUUACACCGACGCUGAAUUGAAUUUAAAAACUUUGAAGGAAAACAAUUUCGAAACGAAGCCGACAGUGGACGUACUCUUACAACGAAAUAUCGAUGAAGCUCUGAAAUUGCAAAGAAAAGCUGAUGCAGGAAACACAAAUGAAUCGGAAUCGGAAACCGAAGGAUCCUCAUACCAUUCGUCGACUGAUGAUGAUGGUGAGGGAUCGUCAUACCACACUUCGACCGAUGAAGAUAAUCCAAAGCCAUCAACAUCGAAAACUCAUCGAUUGCGAAAGAAAUCGGUACCGUCAACCGAUAAGGAUUGUUCAAUUUGCUACAACUCAUAUGCUAAAAAGUCCAACAAUUGGAAGAAAAUCCCACAAUGUGACCACAAGCUGUGUAUGGAUUGUUACAAAAAAAUUGAAAUUACUCGAAAAACAAUGACCGGUGCUGAGCACACCUUUCUAAAAUGUCCCUUUUGCCUUAUCACAUCUGGCAUUGAAAUUGGAAUAUGCCCGAAUGGAGAGAUGACUGAAAGACUGAUUUCGACACAUUGUGACGGCUAUGAGGAUUGUGACACCAUAAUGAUCACAUACACGGUGAAAACACCUUUUGACUCAUCUACAUAUCCAGACAUGCCUCCACAGUCAUUGGUAGGCGCACAUCACGCCGUUCGAAGAAUCGCAUACCUACCAAACAAUAAAGAAGGACAGAAAAUUUUCUAUCUUUUACGUAUCGCAUGGAAUCGACGUAUUAUCUUUACGAUCGGUACGAGUCUGUCGACUGGUCGUCAAAAUGCAUUGGUGUGGAAUAUUCAUCAUAAAACCUCGCAGAAGGGUGGUGUUUCUUGUCAUGGAUAUCCCGAUGCCACCUAUUUGGAUAGAGUCAGAGCAGAGUUAAAAGGUUUCGGAAUCGAAUGAAAUUACAACUAAAGUCUAAAGUUCUAUGGUUAUGUUGACCAUUAUAGCUACAAGAAAAUUGAAUUACCUCGACUAUGUUACCCGCGCACGGUGAGCCUGAAAAUGUCCAUACCUGAUGGAGCAAAAAAAUGACCCAGGUCCCAAAACAAAGAAAAAUUCGUCUAUCUCAAAAUUUUUCCGUACCCUCGAUUUUGAUUUUAUGUGAUUCUUAAUCACGGGGCUGCCGUCUACUAAUAUGAAGCAAAAAAAUUCAUGUGCACGACACAUCAGGUAUGGACAUUUUCAAGCUCAGCGUGCGCAUUUUUUACAUUUUAAGUAGUAAGUGGCAGAUGUUCAGGAACAGACCUAUUUAUCUGCCAUAUGCGACGCAGAUUUUUUUUAGUAAAUUUUAUGUUAUUUUCUGUUUUUUUUUUUAAUAAAUAAAGAUAUCUCCGAACUUAGUCCAAGUCCAAAAUUUAGAACCCGCCUCCUGUAGAAGAAAGGACCAGCCUCUUUUCAAUUUAAGUUCAUAAUGUUAACGUUAAAGGUGUGUCUAAUUUAAGUGAAAUAGC